CUUCUCCCGUCCCUUCUCCUGUCUCCUCCCCGCCCCCGCCGCGUUUUUAAACCUGGCGCCGAGCGCGCGGAUAGGUGAGCGGAUAAAGGCGUGGCCGCAGUCCCAGGCGCCGCUGCAGGGCCGGGGGCGCCGCGGGCACCAUGAGGCCCGAGGCGGCGCGGGGGCGCGUCUGUCACUGCCCCGGGGACGGUCCCCGGGGGCCGCCGCCGCCGCACGGGCCCGAGAGCCCCACGCCGUGGAGACCUUGGCUCCUACCAACCGGAGAUGCGGAGCCGACGGAAGCGGGACGAUCGGUGAGCUUAGGCGAGGGCGUUGCGGGUAUGGACCAGCACAGCCCGGAAGAGCCUGAGCCUGGGGGUGACCAGACUUUUGGAUCCAAGGGGGCUUUCGGGUUUCAGCACCCUGUAAGACUCUAUUUACCCAUUUCCAAGCGUCAAGAAUACCUGCAGAGUUCCGGGGAAAAGGUGCUGGCCUGUUUCCCCGUGCAGGCCACCAUUCACUUCUACAACGACGAGUCGGACUCGGAGGAUGAGGACAAAGAACACGAGCCGGGUGCCCAGGCCCUCCACCUCCCGGGCCAGGGGGCAGAAGGACCCCUGGAAAAUGACCCCGGGGGACAGCGCAGAGCCCCGCUGGUGAGCAGAGGAAGGAGCCCCAGGGGAAGCAGCGGCCUCUUUGGGAAGGGCCAGGCCCCCCACCGUGACCCUCCUGGGGAAGGCCAGUGCUCCUCUUCCCAAUAAACCCGUCCCUCGCCCCCACCGAGCCCCCAGGGCCACCUCCUCUGCACCCCGCUCUGGGACCCCUUACAUUGUCCUCUUGGGGACAGGAUGCUUUGCAUCCUCUUUUGGGUUUUCCGCAGGGUGGGGUUUCCGCUUGGCCUCUGCUCGGCUGGCUGGGCCUGGCACGAACCCAGCUUUUACUUUUCUUUUUUGGUGACUGUACCUUGGUGCAUUCAUGCAUGGCUUUGAGAAAGGGGUUGUAAAACAAAGAGAAGGUUUGUGUCAACAUGGUUGUCAUCAGAGCACAUUCGGUAUUGUAAGUCGGAUGAUCAGGUUACAAGCUAUUCCUGUAUAGAUUAAUAGCCCAGCCUUGCCUCUCGCUUGGCCUGAGACUCAUCAUUCAGCUAUUCCUGCUUUUGUAAAAAUUGAGAUAUUGUCCAAGGGUUGAUGUGGUUGCUUAAUGGCAUUCUAGAAAAAAAUAUACAUAUAUUUAUGCAAAAACUCCCCAAACAUGGAAUGAUUUCCAUGAGAGUAACAGAAAUAAAAAGGUGUGCAUUUCUAGGGCACAUUCUGGAUGAAAAUGUAUAGGGUUACUGUGUAGGGGCUGUGUGUCAGGAUACAGAGAGAACUUUCACUUCGCUCAGUUGUGCACACUGAGCACUGCUUUGGGCUUGUUACUUGGAUAGAGUAACACUGUUUUCAAUUAAAGUGUCUGAUGUAAAAUUAUUUUGAGUUUUUAAGACUUUGAUGACCAAAGAAGUAUAUUUCUCAGGGUAUUUUUUUACUUAACUAUGUUACAUGUUAUUGCCUUCUUGUAUAUAGUAUGUUAUUUAGGUUUCUACUUGAAAUAAAUAUUUUGAAAGAGAAAA
Molecule: messenger RNA, 1588 nt
Organism: Choloepus didactylus (southern two-toed sloth)
Lineage: Eukaryota; Metazoa; Chordata; Mammalia; Pilosa; Megalonychidae
Gene: RIPPLY3
Product: ripply transcriptional repressor 3
Exons: 4
Coding region: 141-740 (199 amino acids)
Biological process (GO): embryonic pattern specification; negative regulation of transcription by RNA polymerase II
Cellular component (GO): nucleus
Source: RefSeq, a predicted model, not a curated record